Macrobrachium nipponense is the source of this 558-nucleotide messenger RNA. It is a transcript of the gene Dad1, whose product is annotated as dolichyl-diphosphooligosaccharide--protein glycosyltransferase subunit DAD1-like. Gene Ontology annotation, cellular component: oligosaccharyltransferase complex; membrane. The record is from RefSeq and is a predicted model, not a curated record. Gene Ontology annotation, biological process: protein N-linked glycosylation. The transcript is spliced from 3 exons. Lineage: Eukaryota; Metazoa; Arthropoda; Malacostraca; Decapoda; Palaemonidae. The coding region runs from base 16 to 411 and encodes 131 amino acids.
ACUAGAUUGGCAAGAAUGAGUCAUUUUGCCAUCGCGUCGUCUGCUCGUGGUACCAAAACUGCAGCCAUGUCUUCAACCUCUCUAGUUGUUGUUCUGAAGAACUUUUAUGAAGAAUAUAUGAAAAAUACCCCCAAGAAGUUGAAGAUUGUUGAUGCUUAUCUGUUCUAUGUCCUGCUCACUGGAGUUAUUCAAUUUGUAUAUUGCUGCCUCGUUGGAACUUUCCCUUUCAACUCUUUCCUAUCAGGAUUCAUAUGUACGGUUGGGUGUUUUGUUUUAGGAGUGAGUUUACGACUUCAAGCAAACCCUCAGAAUAAGAUGCAGUUUCUUGGGAUUUCUCCAGAGCGUGGUUUUGCAGACUUCAUUUUUGCACACAUCAUCCUCCAUCUUGUUACUGUCAACUUCAUUGGAUAAGAUUCAGAGCAUUAGAGUUCAUAUUGUGUUAAUUAUUUUUUUUUUUUAAACUUCCAAUUUAACCACUGUUUGUGAUAUUUAGUAUGUAUGACAGAAUUAUUUUCAAAAUGGUGCAUGACAUUUCUUUAAAUAAAUUGUAUUAGUAUA